AUACUUACCGUCUUCACUCUGAUCAUGGCCUCAAGGGCUAAUAAGUUGUGGAGGUCCGUUGCUGACCAGCGCCGCCCAUUUGUGACCGUGACGGCGCCGAGGAUGAAGCUAAAUUCACCGGCGGCGGGGGAUUUGAUGAACCAAGGCGAGAAACAUGCUAGUAAGACAUUCAAUGCAGAUAUGAUACCCAUAUACGCGAUAUGGGGCUUCGUGGCCCUCGUCGGGCUCUUCGGUGUCCACACCGUGAAGCAGCAGAUCGUCCACAGCCCGACCGUCUCCUUCAGCAAGAAGCGCCGCGAGGAGAUGCCCGUGGUUUCGGAGCCGGAUUGGGCGCUGUCCGAAUCCGAGAAGCUCAUCAAAAAGUCCUUUUUCCGAAGGCUGGCCCACAUCCAGAUUGAUGGGGAUCGGGUUAAGUCCGGGGUGUCAUCCGACCCGACCCGGGCUAACCCGUUUAGCGGCCCGAAAAGCGCGGAGUCGCUCAAGUCCGUCGGGGUCGACCCGCGUGGGGAUUGAAUUUGGGCCUUUGUGAGCUGGUGUUUACGUUUUUUAUAUUUAUAGUUCGAGUUUGAGGCGUACGCAAAAUAAAAUUGUAAAUUUUUUUUUUAUGUUUUAAUGUGAGUAGAUAGUCUUGACGCUUAAAAAAAUAUAACUAUGUUUCAAAAAAAAAUGCUAAACUAUGCUUUUAUUGACUGAGUAUUGAAGA
This is a messenger RNA of Asparagus officinalis (garden asparagus), 703 nucleotides long. RefSeq lists its product as uncharacterized. Lineage: Eukaryota; Viridiplantae; Streptophyta; Magnoliopsida; Asparagales; Asparagaceae. The record is from RefSeq and is a predicted model, not a curated record. The transcript has 3 exons. The coding region runs from base 25 to 513 and encodes 162 amino acids.